UUGGAAAAUUUAUGAAUAAAACUAUUGUAAAAAUGCAACUAUGCUCUCACUUAACUAUUUAAAUGUUUCAUUAGGCUACUCAGAAAUUAAUGUACGGUAAUCAGGCAACAUGCGCUGAAGCUUUGUUAAAUAUUGAAAAAAAUUUCCCUACGUUCUAUGUGUAUCUUCAAGAAAACUGGCUGACCAUACCAGAAAUGUUUAUGGGUCACUAUAGAAAAGGUCUGAUGCAUUUAGACAAUCAUACUAAUAACAGACUUAAAAGAUAUCAUAGAACACUUAAAGAUGUUGGCCUUUUGUCUUGCAUGUCACCGGGAAAUCUUAUAGAUAAAAGGUUAAUAGAGUGCAAAUAGAAAAAUCUAAACAUGCAGACUUUGACCAACAACUAAAAAUUAACAAUAAACUUCCAGAGCCACUAAAGUUUUAUUCACGUCAUGUUUCUUCUUUUAUUCUUCGUCAUCUCAUGGAACAAUAUGAUAAAAGUAUCAAGUCUGAUUUUAGUUUAUAUGAGGACAGAGAUUCAUUACAAAUAAUCGAUCGGCAAUCAACUUUUUAUAACAUAAUAGACUGGGUUUGCAUCUGUGAUGCUGCAUCAUGGUCUGGCGUGCCGUGUGCACAUGUUCUUUUUGCUCUAAGAACGAAGAAUGUAACUGUUAAUGAUCUACAGUUGAUUCAUAAAAGGUGGAUUUCAUGCAAUACUGUAGCAAACCAGGUAAGUUUUGACCAAACGCCAUCACAUAUUACCUCAAAUAUAGAAUUAUUACCUCUCUGUUGUGCCACUCCCAAACAAAAAUUUACAAUAGCAAUGAGUUACCUUCAACCAAUAGCCUCUUUGCUCGCUGAAAUGCCACCCAAAAAAUUUGAACUUGCAAUAACCUGGUUAGAAUCUAUUAAUCAACAAUGCAUUUCUGGUGAAUGGGAACUGAUGGUAUGUCAAUGGAUUUUAGAUGCUUUCAGUUUUCAAAUCAUUAAAGAACUGCAUUAGAAAAAUGUUUUGUUUAUUUUAGUUUCAA
Hydra vulgaris (swiftwater hydra) is the source of this 1010-nucleotide messenger RNA. RefSeq lists its product as uncharacterized. Gene Ontology annotation, molecular function: zinc ion binding. NCBI's taxonomy places the organism in Eukaryota, Metazoa, Cnidaria, Hydrozoa, Anthoathecata, Hydridae. The record is from RefSeq and is a predicted model, not a curated record.